Molecule: messenger RNA, 453 nt
Organism: Parnassius apollo (apollo)
Lineage: Eukaryota; Metazoa; Arthropoda; Insecta; Lepidoptera; Papilionidae
Source: the annotation of a GenBank genome assembly
AUGAACGUUGUAAAAGACGUAAAGUCGAAUAUUCAAAAGAUAAUAGAAACGAAAAUGAGGUUGACGAUGUUGGAACCAUCUCAACCUCAAGUGAGCUAUACAGCUGAUACAGCAGAGAGGAUACCAUCACCACCAGAAAUUGAAAUCUUGGCGUUAACAUCAGCUGCAGAAGAUACACCCAUAACAAUGCCAGCAGAUGUAACAUCUCCACCAGCACAUCCUGUGAGUCUUGUGCCAGGACCUUCAAAUAGUAGAAAUAUACAAGGAGAAGGUCGCCGGUAUCUGCUGGCCCUUCUACACCUCAUCGUCGCUGUCUCAAACAGUGGAGACUGCGACGAACACCAUUUGACCGAACCAUCAGCGAGUUUGUGGCAAUAUAGGAGAAUCGGUUGCGUUUCGAAAGGGAGAGGGAUGCACGUCAACACGAGCUUGAAACUGAACGACUUAAAAUAG